This is a messenger RNA of Condylostylus longicornis, 2799 nucleotides long. It is a transcript of the gene BBS9, whose product is annotated as protein PTHB1. Gene Ontology annotation, biological process: cilium assembly. Gene Ontology annotation, cellular component: membrane; BBSome. The coding region runs from base 1 to 2799 and encodes 932 amino acids. The transcript is spliced from 12 exons. Lineage: Eukaryota; Metazoa; Arthropoda; Insecta; Diptera; Dolichopodidae. The record is from RefSeq and is a predicted model, not a curated record.
AUGUCACUUUUUAAAGUUUGUACAUGGUGGAAAACUCAGUGCACAGAUGUUGAAGAAAAUUAUGAUUCAGCAUCAUUAUUAUGUUGUCGUUUUGGAUUAAUUGAUAACGAAAAAGAUUUUAUUAUUGUUGGUUCACAUAAUGGUAAUUUAAGUAUAUUUUAUCCAGAAACUACCUAUGAAACACUAGGUGAAUUUAAACCAACUGAUUUAAUACUUGAAACGAAAUUCGAUAAUCCUGUUAUUGGUUUAUUAUAUGGAAAAUUUUCAGGAUCACAACGAAACGAAAACACAAAUCAAUUAGGUGUUUUACAUUUAUCAAAACUUUCAAUAUAUACUUUAUUAAAAAUGGAUGGUGUUACAGAUCAAGGAAAUUCAUAUCGUCUACAACCAGUCACAGAACAUAAAUUUAAAAUUCCAGCUUUUUCUGCAUGUAAAGGAGCAUUCGGAAAAAUUCAAGGAAGAGAUUUCAUUUGCAUAACACACAUGGAUGGUAAUUUGACAUUUUAUGAACAAGAUGGCAUAUCUUACAAUGUUGAAAUGCCAGGUUUUUCAUUGCCAACAGUGAUAAGAUAUAUUCCAAGAAUAGAUUCUUUUGUAAGAGUUAAUUUUUCAUGGGAAUUGGAAUGUUUCAGUUAUCAAAACUUAUCUCAAUAUAAUUCUUCUAAUAAUGAAAUUAAGCCAUCUUGGUCUAUUUGUCUGGGGGAAUUCAUUCUUGAUGUUACACAAGUGCAAGUCACUAACGAUAAGGCUGUUAUAAUGAUUCUUGGGGAACAUAAUCUAAUAAGUGUAAGUGAUGAAGGCCGUUUACAAUUUAUCCUUAAAUUAGAUUAUGCUCCAAAAUGUUUUUGUUCAUUUGUUGUUGGAUGGUAUUGGGAACCAAAUGCCAAUUUAAUAACAGCUGUUAUUUCAGACAGUUCAACUUUAUUAAUUUAUAAUGAUAUGAAAUUAAUUUGGGCAUCACAAUUAGAACAAAUUCCAGUUGCAAUUAAACGUUCAAAUUGCAGUUUAGCUGGUGCAAUUGUUACCCUUAGCGAAACUGGACAUUUAAAUAUUGGAUAUUUAGGUUCUGAACCAUUAACAUUUAAAGUUCCACCAUUAAAUUUACAAGAUAUGAAUUUUGAAAAAGCUCAUAAUGAAUUACUAGAACUAGAAAAAGAAAUAAAAAAUGGUAUCGAAUUAGAAGGAAUUGAUAAUAAAAUGGAAUCGUGCACAUUUGAAAUUUUAUCUGAUGAUCUUAAGGAUAAAAAUAUUUUAAUGUGUGCUGGUGGAGUACGUUAUAAAUCUAAAGAAGAUUUAGAACAAUUACAAAUUACAUUUUUAAUGUCAGAUAAAAUUCAAAGUUCAAAUUCUUUUACAACAAUUAACAAUGUUACAGCUGGAACAUCCGAAAUGAUUAAUACUUAUUUUUAUAUAACAGAAAAUGUAAACAUAUCUACUUUAAAAGUUGAAGCAUUUGUAUCUUAUAUAAAUAAACAAGGUAUCCCAAGAGUAUUACGAAAAGAUGCAUAUCUACCAUUAAAUUUGUUUUAUAUAGAAUGCUCACCUCAGAAAGAUGCUGCUAUUAAGUUAAUUAUAAGUUAUGUGAAAGACACUAGAUCUUCAAAUCAUAAGUUAACGGGAAUUUUUUCUAAUUUUUUUAAAAGAAAAACUGACGUUUCAAAUGUUCAAGCGAUUGGAUUACGAUUAAUUCAUACAGAUGCCGUUGUAACUGUGGUAGCGGCUAAAAAUAAUCCAAAUAGAUUCAGAAUACAAUCGGAUAACCUUGAAGCAAUUCCUGCCGUGUUAGAAGCUAUGAUAAAUUAUGCUAAAAAUUUAGAUGCCUCUUUAAUAACAGCAACUUUAUCGGACGACAUGCUGAUGAUGAAAAAGGAUAUUAUAAAAGCUGAACGUAAUAAAAUUCGUAACCAAUAUAAUCGAAAAGAUAUUCUAAUGGCGCCAUCAAUACCAUAUGAUGAAAUAAUCCAUAGAAUUGAAAAUCAUCAUGAUAUUCAAAAAGCGUUAAGAAAACAAACUUUACUAAUGGAUGCUCUUUGGAAUCAAUUUAAGUUAUUUCAAACGUCCUUGCAAUCAAAAAGAGAAGAUGAACCCAUUGAUGGUUUAAUGAUGUUGAUCGAAAAAAACUACGAUGAUUUAGUUACUGAAGGGGAUAAAUUAAUUUCAUUGAGAAAUAUGGAAUAUGGGAAAAAAUGCAAUUUAUCAUGUGCAAUUGCUUUAACUAAUCUAAUUACAAGCAAUUUGAAUAUUGAAAAGAAAAUAAUUGACAUUGUAACAUCAGUUUUAUCUUAUCCAAUAGAAGAUUGGCUCGAUAAGAGUUGGGAAGAGACCUUGGAGCAUUCAAUUACUAUGUUACAUCAUCAUCAUUAUUUACAAUACUCAAAUAAAUCAACAAAUAAGAUUACUGAUAUUCCUACAUUUUCGUAUAAUACAAAAUGUUCGGGAAAUUUUGAAUUUGAUAAAUUUAAAAAACACUUUAUAACACUAAUUGAACGUUUACAUCGUUUAGCAUCUAGUAAAAAUGAUUCUCAAUUAAAUAACAAAUCCAUUGAAAGUUCAGUAGUUAAUAAGCAGUCUAAUAAAAUCACAAAAAAUGAUUCCAUAAAUGCUAUUACUAAUAUACCAGAAGAUGGAGCGAGUGAAGAAAUAGAAAAUGACAAAAGUUCUGUUGAAAUUACUGAAAAUGAAGAAAAGGAAAGUAGCAGUGCUGACGAAGAAAUUGACAACACUGCGAAUGUAAGCGAUUGGAUUUAUAAAGGAUUACCUUCCACUGAAGUGAUGAUGAUGGAAAAUAUGUCAAAAUAA